AUGACUGAUCUGCAGGAGCGCCGGCUCGCUGAUCUGAUGCUGUGGGAAGCGAGUAUUUCGGCCGUGCUGUAUGUUUCACGGAACGAGGACGAAAUCAAGAGUCCACGGACGAAAAAAUGCGUCGCGAUACUGGACCGCCUUGCUUAUGGGACAUGGAAGUGCUGCUGGUGGGCUGUGGACAGCGCGUGGAAGACUAUAACAAGGUAUUUCCAGAGCUACAUGGACGAAGUGGGCGUCGUCCACCCGAAAUGGGACGAGGUGGCAGACGAGCUUGAACGCUGCCGACGGGAGCCGAUGUGGAAGGCCUUGCGAAAGAAGGCACAGAACCAUGUGCGUUUGCAAGAAUGGGAGCUGGCGAUUGAGGACUUCCGCCGUUACCUCAGCAACGUGGGUUUGUGCCACAAAACAUCGUGCGAGGUAUCAGAAGAGCUCCGCCAUUGCCGACGGGAGUUGAAAGCAAAGGAAGAGAAGGCGAAAGCGGCCGACGAGAACCGGAAGAAGGAGUUGCUGCGAACGGCCCGGAACCACAAGUGCUUGGAGCAGUGGGAGUCGGCGAUUGCGGACUACCAGAGGUACCUCAACGACGUGGGUGUCCGCCACCCAACAUGGCACGAGGUAGCUGAUGAGCUCGACGAGUGCCGCCAGAAAGUAGAAGAGAAGAGAGUGAAAGCGGCAGAAGAGAAGCGGAAGAAGGUCGAAGACGAGAAAAGAAAGGAACUACUCCGAAAGGCACGGAGCCACAAGUCCUCGGAGCAGUGGGAGUUGGCGAUUACGCACUACCUGAAGUACCUGAACGAUGUUGGUGAUGGCCACCCAACGUCGGUCGAGGUAGCUCAAGAGCUCGACUACUGCAGACAGGAACAAGCCAAGGUUCGAGCGGCCGAAGAGGAACGGAAGGCCGAAGAUAGGAGGAGGAAAGCCGCGGACGAGGCCGCCCAGGAAGAGGCCGUCAGGGCAGAAGGGAGCGGAGGGGGGCAUUACGCGACCCUUUGGGUCAGGUCCAACGCCCCACGAAAUAAGAUCAAGGAAGCCUACCGCAAGUUGGCGCUCAGGCACCACCCCGACAAAAACCCAGGCAAUUCAGACGCCGCUCGCCAAUUUCGGGCAAUUAAUGAAGCGUAUGAGGUACUUAAGGACCAGGGCACACGCCGCGAGUACAAUCGUAAAUUGGAUGACGAAGAGCGCCUUGCACACAACAGACGCUACGACGACUUCAUGCGUCGCAGGGCCACCUCAUAGGGUUCCUGUUAUUUCAUGUGUGUUGGAGACAUGACCUAAAACAUGUGUGAUCUUCGCAAUCCGUUAUGGAGGUGGUUGUGUGCCAUGUAUCCACCAACGCAUUUCCGUGGGCACGGUUUGUCCGGUUGAAUCAAGAAGAUAUGAGGUGGGGCCAGAUCAUUGUUAUUUUCGUCAUCGCGCAUCUUCAUGGAUGCCUGCACGCCCUGUAGGUCAGGCGGCAAUUUGGACCAUCCAUCUGUGAAACAGCCGGCGGCACAUUCGAUGGACCUCUCUUCCUUGGCCAAGAAAUUUCUGGCUCAAUUAUUGUAGCGACAGGGUGAUGCCCUCCAUGUGUUAGCGAGAGGUAUUGCGUAUGUAUCCUGUGUGUCGAUCAGAUAGAAUUGCACUGAUAUAUGUUGAGGCGACGAGCUUCCUCUCGCGAGGAGAGUGAUGUGGGCGAGAGGCAGCAUGAUAACCUUAUGAUUCUCCACCAAAAGAGGUAGUCCAGAUGAAUGAACCGAGUUGGAUUUGGUUCAAUGUGUAUGGAAAUGGGCAUCGAGACGACGUGACGUGGAAUCGACUUGCGUUGCAUGCCUCGGGCAAGAAGCAAAUCGACAUAGGGCAGAAGAACCAAUCACUUCGAAUCCAGUGAAUGAACAUCAAGUGGGCAACAUGAGCACGAAAAUGCGAUCAUGUAUCUCGGG
This is a messenger RNA of Ectocarpus siliculosus, 1922 nucleotides long. Lineage: Eukaryota; Phaeophyceae; Ectocarpales; Ectocarpaceae. The record is from the annotation of a GenBank genome assembly.